This is a messenger RNA of Trichogramma pretiosum, 2009 nucleotides long. RefSeq lists its product as uncharacterized. Bases 108 to 2009 code for a protein of 633 amino acids. The record is from RefSeq and is a predicted model, not a curated record. NCBI's taxonomy places the organism in Eukaryota, Metazoa, Arthropoda, Insecta, Hymenoptera, Trichogrammatidae. The transcript has 10 exons.
GGGGUCUGCUGGCUUCAGAUAACGCGAGAGGCAGGCGUGCGCGCCAGAUCGCCAGCGGGAAAGUGCGUGAUUUGAGCGUGAGAGGCGCGAGGCAGAAAAUCCCAGCAAUGCAGCCGGGGCUAUGGAGGAGACUCUACGUAUACACGCUGAUCUUCAUGACGAUCGGCCUGAGGCAUCGGGCGGCGCACGGCAGCAGCGAUAUCUGGCCUCUGGAAAGGCCCGACGGUAUGCCGGCCAUACAGUCGCUCGAGGUCAUGUGCGGCAAGGACCACAUGGACGUGCACCUGUCGUUCUCGCAGCCCUUCGAGGGCAUCGUCUCGUCCAAGGGCCAGCACUCGGAUCCCCGUUGCGUCUACGUGCCGCCCUCGACCGGCCAGACCUUCUUCACCUUCAGGAUAGCCUACGCCAGGUGCGGCACCAAGCCAGACAUGCACGGCCAGUUUUACGAAAACACCGUGGUCGUGCAGUACGAUAAGGAUCUGCUGGAGGUGUGGGACGAGGCCAAGAGGCUGCGCUGCGAGUGGUUUAACGAUUAUGAGAAAACGGCGUCGAAACCGCCCAUGGUGAUUGCCGACCUCGACGUUAUUCAGCUUGACUUCAGGGGUGACAACGUCGACUGCUGGAUGGAGAUUCAACACGGCAAGGGCCCAUGGGCUCCGCCGGUCUCGGGAAUUGUGCCGCUCGGCUCGACGCUCACACUAGUCGUAGCGAUAAACGAUUAUCGAGGUAACGACGAUUAUCAGCAUCACCGCCGAGGCAAAGUCCAAGGUGAAUUUGACAUGAGAGUCAAGUCGUGCGUAGCCUCGGACGGGGCGGGCCACACCAUACAGCUGAGCGACGAGUUUGGCUGCGUACUCCGGCCCAAGAUGAUCAGCAGAUUCAACAAGGCCCGGGGCAGCGACGACCGAGCCACCGUCAUCACGUACGCCUUCUUCCACGCCUUCAAGUUCCCCGACGCGCUCAGCGUCCACAUCAAGUGCAAGGUGGAGAUUUGCCGACACGGCUGCCUCGAUCACUGCCAAACCAGCGGGAACAACGAGGGCCAGUACCUGCAGGACCGCAACGACGUCAACCUCAUCGGCUCCGGAAGACCCUCGGGUGGCAACAACAAUUACAUCGAGCACACGAACAACAAUUCCGGCGAUCUCUACGACGACAUUCUGCACAACGGCGAUGGCAGUAUGGCCGCCAUCGGAAGUCACUUCCUCGGAAUUGCCGAAAAGUCCGCCCAACCGAAGGCUCAAGCUCAGACCGCAGCUCAGCUGCUGCUGCAGUCGUCCACCUCCGAGCCUCUUAUGAGCGAUCCUCUGCAGCCUUACAUGGCGGUGCAACCUGCCCGAGUGACUCGCUACCAACCACAGGAACACUUCCCUCACGGCCCUCGCAAUCUCGAACAGGACGACGAGCAAAUGAUGCGCGAGGGAAAAUCGAACGACGCCACGACGCAGCAACGCAACGCCACCGCCGGUGGUAGCAGCACUUCCAAGCCCGAGUCGUCGACGAGCAGAACGACGACAACGACGACGACGAGCAGCCGACGCAAGAGAUCCCUCGUCGUCUCGGACCGCAAAGUGCGCAGUGCCGAUGUAGGUGUCUCCGGCAUUUACGAGGUCAUCUCCGAGGCAGACCUCGCUUUCAGUCCAGACAGUCAUGCCGAGGCCGUCACUGUUUUCCAGGGCCGAAUUCGUGAAGAAGUCGUUUACGGCAUCUGCUUGCCCCUCACCGGAUUCAGUGCGUUGUUCGUCGUUGUGGCCCUCUCGGCCGUCGUGUCAGCUCUCAUAGCCGGUGCCAUGGUCCAUCGGCUUCAAGCCCAGCGCGACUUAGUGAAGAAACAGGCGAGAAAGCUCGGUGACAACAUGAUGACGGCUGCCAGUCUAUCGGCCACGUCGUCGUCGGUAUCUUCGUCGUCGAGAGGCUCGGCGAGCAGUAACGGACGGGUCGCCGCAGCAGCACCUGGUUGGUUCCAAGCUUACGGAUUGUUCCGAGCCAGAUGCGUACAGCAGCAUUGA